This is a messenger RNA of Taeniopygia guttata (zebra finch), 2730 nucleotides long. RefSeq names its product gap junction protein alpha 8 (gene GJA8). The record is from RefSeq and is a predicted model, not a curated record. Gene Ontology annotation, biological process: gap junction-mediated intercellular transport; cell-cell signaling. Gene Ontology annotation, molecular function: gap junction channel activity. Lineage: Eukaryota; Metazoa; Chordata; Aves; Passeriformes; Estrildidae. Gene Ontology annotation, cellular component: connexin complex.
CUGGUGCAGAAGUAUUUGUGUGCUCGAAAGCUUCACUCUCUCUUCUAACCACUGCAGCUGCCUGCUGAUAAAUCUGUUCCACUGUAUUGCUGGUGAAUGUUUGUACGUGUACAAAAUCUAAGCAGGCUCACAGAACUGAACCUACAAGGUGCCACAGAAGACUCUCAGCUGCAAAAGGAGAUAAAUAUACUCCCUGGCUGAAAAGUAAUUGCCCAUUUAGAGCCAUGGAAGGAAGAAUUUAGCAGGCAGCUUGCUCUGGCUUCCCAGCCCUUCUCCUGUUAAUAAAUCAUUGUGAACAGGCAAAUCAGCAAGCAAGCAACCGCCUGCCUUUCUGUUCUCAAAGCAACAAAAGACAUCAGCGGGAAAACCUGAAAUCUUUAAAAUUUAGCAUAAUUUGUGGUCUUUCUCUUUGUUUUUUCUUCCCUUAGACCAUAAGAAAUGGGUGACUGGAGUUUCUUGGGGAACAUUUUAGAGCAGGUGAACGAGCAAUCCACUGUCAUCGGGAGAGUUUGGCUCACGGUGCUCUUCAUUUUCCGCAUCCUGAUCCUGGGCACGGCUGCCGAGCUCGUGUGGGGAGACGAGCAGUCAGACUUUGUGUGCAACACCCAGCAACCAGGUUGUGAGAACGUCUGCUACGAUGAGGCCUUCCCCAUCUCCCACAUCCGGCUCUGGGUCCUGCAGAUCAUUUUUGUAUCCACCCCUUCACUAAUGUACUUCGGGCAUGCUGUGCACCACGUCCGCAUGGAGGAGAAGAGGAAAGAGAAGGAGGAAGCCGAGAGGCGCCAGCAAGCCGAGGUGGAUGAAGAGAAGCUGCCCCUGGCUCCAAACCAAAACAAAGGCAACAACCCUGAUGGAACCAAGAAGUUUCGCCUGGAAGGUACUCUCCUGAGAACGUACAUCUUCCACAUCAUUUUCAAAACCCUCUUUGAGGUGGGAUUCAUAGUAGGUCAGUACUUCCUGUAUGGCUUCCGAAUUCUCCCCCUUUACCGCUGCGGGCGGUGGCCCUGUCCCAAUCUUGUGGACUGUUUUGUCUCCAGGCCCACAGAGAAGACCAUCUUCAUUAUGUUCAUGCUGGUGGUGGCCUCCGUGUCCCUCUUCCUCAACCUGGUGGAGAUCAGUCAUUUGAUCUUGAAAAGAAUCCGGAAGGCUCUGAGGAGACCGGCGGAGGAGCAGCUUGGAGAGGUCCCAGAGAAGCCCCUCCAUGCCAUCACAGUCCCUUCCAUCCCAAAGGCCAAAGGCUACAAGCUGCUGGAAGAAGAGAAGCCAGUGUCCCACUAUUUCCCUCUCACGGAAGUAGGGGUUGAGCCCAGCCCCCUUCCAUCAGCCUACAAUGAAUUUGAGAAGAUUGGAAUGGGACCACUGGAAGAUCUCUCCAGGGCAUUCGAUGAGAGGUUACCAUCCUACGCGCAAGCAAAGGAACCAGAAGAGGAGAAGGUACGAGCAGAGGAGGAGGAACGAGAGGAGGAGCAGCCAGGGCCUCAGGAAGAGCCGGGGGUGAAGAAAGCAGAAGAGGAGGUGGUGAGAGAUGAAGUGGAAGGGCCUUCAGCACCUGCUGAGCUUGCUGCUGAUAUAAGACCCCUGAGCAGGCUAAGUAAAGCCAGCAGCCGGGCCAGGUCAGAUGAUUUGACUGUAUGAAGGUGCAGGAUGCGGGGAGCACAUGGAAAGAAAAAGGUUGAAGAGAAAAGGAGAGAUAGAGAAAGAGAAAUAAUCAAAAGAUAUUUUUAAGCAAAGUGCUAAAAUGGCCACUUGAAUAUGAUUUCCUUUUAUGAUUCUCAACUGGAAAGGUACUACCAUGGUAACAGUGCCUUAUUUGCCCCAUAUGUCCCUGUAUUUCCCUGUUUCCACAUGCGAGCUCACUCCUUACAGUAAUAUCUACACUGUGCACAUAACUGAUGUAUUUUAAAGCCUAACGUGGCAGUGAUACCCAAAUGUCACCACUGUGAUCAUAUUUACUGAAAGCCUUGUGUUCCACAUUUCUUUAGAAAUCGGGGGUGGAUCUGUAUUUUAGCCAGUGAGGGGAAAGGCUGAUCAACAACUGUAUCUAGUCUUUCUCUUUCUGUUUCCUCCUAUGGCUCACUGAGCAGAUCUCCCCUUUGCUGUUGGCAUGGAAUUGCAGUUAUUUAAUUCACAAAGUGAAUUCUAUGCUUAGCAUCAACACACUAAAAUACUAAGCCCAACUUUCCUUCUUUAUUCAGAAAAUAAAGGCAAAAGUGUUCCAAAUUUCUCUGUGAAUGCAUAUCUGAGUUAGGUAACUAUAUUUUCCCUGGUCAAAAAUAUUUCUGCUCUUCAAAUGACAUUGAUAGUGGGCAAGGUUAAGAAUAGCUCUCUACCAGGACUUAGCAGAUGCCCAGAGAUAGAUUAUUUAUUCCCAAGAGGGUCAUCCAGCCCUGAGACUAGUUCAGAAUACUGAAAGGAUAAAUACUUGUAGCUUUGUGACUUAAAGAUUUGAAACUAGAUUUAGCCAAGCAAGAGGGAAAAAAUCUUCUGACAAAGGAGAGGACAGCUACAGCCCCCAGAUCAUGAAACCAAACACAAACCUUCAUAGUAUGAUCCUGACAAGUGUUCAGUUCCUGGAGCUUCCAGGCUCCCAGGCACUCAGCAAAUCUCAGGUACAGAGUCCUGAAGGCACCUGUGAACCUAAACCAGGGGUCUGGGUAACUAUGUGACUUUUUACACUUCUAAAUACAAAACUGGUUGGUCAAGUUUGAAAACACUGAUAUGGUUAAAGUC